Messenger RNA from Dermatophagoides farinae (American house dust mite), 2468 nucleotides. The record is from RefSeq and is a predicted model, not a curated record. Lineage: Eukaryota; Metazoa; Arthropoda; Arachnida; Sarcoptiformes; Pyroglyphidae.
CACACACACACACAAACGCCCACAUAAUUUUUUAUUCGGUUCGACGUCCAUUUACAAUUUUCAUUUUCAUUCACUAAAAUUAAGGAAACGAACUAAAAAGCCGAAACAACGUAAAACAAAAUAAAAAAAUUUCUCAUCAUUAAUAUAUAUAUUAUUUAAUAAUAAUAAAAAUGAUCAUGAUGAUCACCAACAACAACAGUAGUAAUAAUGCUACAAGCACUCCUACUACAACACCCACUAGUCUUUCAAUCGCAACCACAUCAUCAUCAUCAUCAUCAUCAGCAGCAGCAGCAGCAUUAACAUCAGAUACAUCAUUUUCAACCAAUAAUAAUAUGUCAAAUACGACGACGACUACCACAACUAUGGUUUCAGCAUCAUCGGCAACAACAACAACAACGACGACGACGACGACUGCGACAACUUUAACCACAAUGAUGCCUAUGGCUUUUGAUAAAAUUAACCAUCAUCAUUCUAGUGAUAAUGGUGAUCAAAAUGAUCAGAAUGAUGUUGAUGAUGGUGGUAUGAUCGAAAAUUCCAUUCAUGAUAAUAGUGAGAAAUUAUUUAGAUUAGAUAAUAAAAAUACAAAUAUUGAUUCAUCAUCUACAUCAUCAACAUUAUCAACAUCAACAAUUUCAUCAUCAUCUCAUGUACCGGUGAUAAUGUCAUUAAAUUUAAUAAAUACAAAUGAAACAACAACAACAACAGCAGCAGCAGCAGGGUUUCCAACAACAACUUGUCAUGUUACCGGAUGGACAACGAAUCAACCACAUUCACCAGUAGCAGAAAAACGUGAACGUCGUUUAAGUGCUUCACGUUUUGAGAUUAGUGAGAAUCGUGAAUUGAUCAAAUUACCACCAAUAAAAGAUGCACCAUUAAAUGAACGUGAAGAAUUAUUUAUACAAAAAAUACAACAAUGUUGUGUAUUGUUUGAUUUCAGUCAGGAUCCAUUAUCUGAUCUCAAAUGGAAAGAUAUUAAGCGGCAAACAUUACAUGAAUUGGUUGAAUAUAUUGUUACGCAGAAUAAUGUCAUUACUGAAGCAAUUUAUCCUGAAGUUGUUCAUAUGUUUUCUGUGAAUAUAUUUCGUGUAUUACCACCAUCAUCGAAUCCAAAUGGAGCUGAAUUUGACCCUGAAGAAGAUGAACCAACAUUAGAAGCUGCAUGGCCACAUUUACAACAUGUUUAUGAAUUUUUUCUACGAUUUUUAGAAUCACCUGAUUUUCAGGCAUCGAUUGCUAAAAAAUAUUUUGAUCAAAAAUUUGUUCUCCAAUUAUUGGAGCUAUUCGAUAGUGAAGAUCCUCGUGAACGUGAUUUUCUAAAAACAUCAUUACAUCGUAUUUAUGGAAAAUUUCUAGGACUUCGUGCCUAUAUACGAAAGCAAAUUAACAAUAUAUUUUAUCGUUUUAUUUAUGAAACCGAACGACAUAAUGGCAUUGCUGAAUUAUUGGAAAUUCUGGGAAGCAUCAUCAAUGGCUUCUCAUUGCCAGUGAAAGAAGAACAUAAAGUAUUUUUACUUAAAGUUUUGAUGCCAUUACAUAAAGUAAAAUCAUUAAGUGUUUAUCAUCCACAAUUGGCAUAUUGUGUUGUGCAAUUCUUGGAAAAAGAUCCCAGCCUUACAGAGCCUGUAAUCAAAAGUUUACUAAAAUAUUGGCCCAAAGUGCAUAGUCCAAAAGAGGUAAUGUUUCUAAAUGAAUUGGAAGAAAUAUUGGAUGUAAUUGAACCGGCAGAAUUUCAAAAAGUCAUGAUACCUCUUUUUAAACAAUUGGCCAAAUGUGUUUCAUCGCCACAUUUUCAGGUGGCAGAACGUGCUCUCUAUUAUUGGAAUAAUGAAUAUAUUGUCACAUUGAUGAGCGAUAAUAUACAGGUGAUAUUGCCCAUUAUGUUUUCAGCAUUAUUUCGUAAUGCAAAAUCACAUUGGAAUCGUACAAUACAUGGUCUCAUUUAUAAUGCACAAAAACUUUUCAUGGAAAUGAAUCAAAUGUUGUUCCAUCAAUGUUUAUGUUCAUUUAAAGCUGAAAAACAAAAACAAAAGCUUAAAAUGAAAGAACGAAAAGAAGCAUGGCUAAAAAUUGAUGAUUUAGCCAAACAGAAUCCAACUUUUGACGAAAUAGCCGCAACAUUAAAUAAUUGUGAUGAUCCAUUUUUAUUUUCUUCAUUGUUUUUGGACCCUUACAACAACAACAACAUGAUUGACGAUGAAGAUUUAUUAUUAGGUGAUGAUGAUCUAUUACCAAUUACAAGUAGUGAUAAAUCGUAUACUCAGAUGUCUGAUCCUGAACUUAGUGAUAAUAUUAAACAAUCAUUUAGAAGAUAUCGUAAAUCAAAACCUCAUAUUGAUCUCUCAACAUUACAAAUAUCAUCAUUGGAACAAGAAUAUAAAAAUGCAACCGAAAAUGGUAUCGAUAAUAAUGAUGAUGAUUUAAGUAGAAAUAAUGUGGUGUCAAUGGUCGAUAAUAAUGUCGAUAGAUAA